AGGUGUGCAUUUGCCUGGCAAACAACAUGGGAUGACAAUUGCUGAGAAGUUAAUACCUGUGAAGUCUAGGGGAGAUUUUUGCUUGUCAAAAGCAACAGGGGGAAAUAAAAUAUAUGUGAAACAGUGGAAAGCAAAUAGCAUGUAAUAGUUUAUAUUUUUUCUCCCAGACAAAGACAUCCCUGUGCAAUUAUACCCUUUACAAUUUAUGCAUCCUCCCUCGUGUUCUUCAUGCGCCUCGCUAGUCUUGGUGCUUUGUGGUCUGGGGUCUUCUCACACCUUAGUGGAUUCUCUCUCCAUCUGCAUGCAGGCAAGCCAUUAACUGUUCUUAUCUCGUGGAGUUGUAGCUUCUGCUGUUGGCUGCGAGCUCCUUAUCUUCUGGUUUGUGCUACUUGUGCACCUGCUCUCCGGCAGAGCAUGGGAAAGUCCUAGACUUAGGCUAAACAUUACUUAGCAACAUCUAAAACAUCAGUGUGUUAGCAACAUUCUUCUCAUUCUAGUGACAAAACACAGCACUGUACCGGCUACUGGGAAAAUUACUGAGAAAAUUAACUCUGUUCCAGCCAAAAGCGUAUCUGAGUGAAAGUCCACAGCUUGUGGCCGGCUUCCAGCAACUCAGGCUUACUCAUAAUAAACAAAUAAAUGCAUAAUAAAGCAGUGAAGAGACACUGAAGGAGGUAUUAUAUGCCUUACUGAUCAGAAAACUGUUUUUGAGUAUACUUCAGAAAUAUACAUACAAACUACAUAUAUAUGUAGUAAAAUCUACGAAGGUUCAAAGUGUGUGGAGAGCAUGGGUUAUGACAUUGAGCGUUUUGUGGGCUACGUUAACGAAGGGCUGUUGUGCUCCAUCUGCCGAGACGUGUUAGAGAAUCCAUUGCAGGCUCCCUGCGAACACGCUUUCUGCACUGCCUGCAUCCAUGGCUGGCUUGUUCAUCACAGUAACUGCCCUGAAGACAGACAAGCGAUUGAUGUAUCUCUGCUACGGCCUCUCUACAGAUACAUGAAAAAUGAUCUAAACCGUCUUCAGCUGCAUUGCAGAAACAGAGAGUACGGCUGUGAAAUGGUUUGUUCUCUGGAGUCUAUAGACAGGCAUGAAAGGGAGUGUGAGUACAGUCAGAUUCCUUGCUCCAAUGCCGGUUGUACAGUGCAGAUUGAGCGCCGUAACUUGGAUGGUCACCUGGCCGUGUGUGAGUACCGGAGCCGUGAGUGCCCCAAUGGCUGUGGUUACACCAUUCUCAGCGCAGAAGACACACAGCACAACUGUGUAGCAGAGCUAAGAACGGAGCUGGAACUGCUUCGGUCAGAAAUGAUCUGCAGAGUGGAGGAGGCAAAACAUGAGAUGGAGUCAAGGUUAGAUUCACAGAGAAGGCAUAUGGUCCAAAAAGAGAGUAUUCUGCAAAAUGAAAUUGAAGAACUAAAGAGUCAGAUAUCACGACUGAUGUCAGAUGUACGCUCUCUGAUGGCUGCAGAGAGACAGCACCGUCAGGAGCUGGAGCAGGCAGAGCUGGAAAAACGGGAGUUAAUGGAGCUGCUAAAGGGGCUGCAGAAGGACUGCCGAUUAACUACUACAGAGGGAAGCAAGAAGUCAAUGAAUUUCCGUCCUCUGACACGACUAGAGAGUGUAAAAAGAAAGCCUAGAGAAGUUACAGUUAUCUAAACAGUAGUAAGCUCAAAAAAUGUUUUCUUCUAAUACUGGCUUCUGACAAACUUCUCUACUUUCUUCGGAUGAUUGGUAAACUUUAUAUCGUUUCCGAUUCACUUGUUUUCUUUUAAAGUCUAAAUUACAACUGUAUUUCCUUUGGGGGCAUAAAAACAAAUGGGAGAAUUUUUUUCUGCAGGAACACUGGGAGUUAAAACCAGUAAUUGGCAAAUGUAUUUUUAGCUCACGUUUUUAUAAAAAGGGGGAAGGAGACUUGAUUUAUUAUCUCUUCAAUGCAUUAUUUACUCGACUCUUUUAGAGUCAGAGAUACAGACUAUAAUGGACCAGGAAGGAAACAAUCUUGGAGUAUCUAUGUUUUUAAAGCAUGAGAAAGCAAAUAUGAUUGAUAAGUAAUGGCAUUUGGGAUGUACUUAAUUUUGGGAAAAGUGAAUAGUAGAAUUGGUAAGUCAGUAAUAGAAAUUAAUAUUUUUUUUUGUUUACAAUCUGUAGGAGAUCUUGUUUCAAAGGUAGAAGCAAGCACUUUAAAUUGUAAUUCUGCUAUGUAACAGCUUCAGGUGAGGUUGACUGUUGCUUUAGAACUUCUUUAAUUUCCCAAGCUCAUACACACUUAAGAGACUAAUACCAAAGCCCAAGGUAACAGAACAACCUAGAACCUUUUAAAUAGAUGUGUGAGUAACUUGGAGUUUGUGGGAGGGGAUCUACAUUUUAUUUAAAAAUUUGAAGCUUU
Messenger RNA from Pseudopipra pipra, 2384 nucleotides. RefSeq names its product RING finger protein 151-like. NCBI's taxonomy places the organism in Eukaryota, Metazoa, Chordata, Aves, Passeriformes, Pipridae. Bases 788 to 1654 code for a protein of 288 amino acids. The transcript has 7 exons. The record is from RefSeq and is a predicted model, not a curated record. Gene Ontology annotation, molecular function: zinc ion binding.